Centruroides sculpturatus (bark scorpion) is the source of this 1026-nucleotide messenger RNA. RefSeq lists its product as uncharacterized. NCBI's taxonomy places the organism in Eukaryota, Metazoa, Arthropoda, Arachnida, Scorpiones, Buthidae. The transcript has a single exon. The record is from RefSeq and is a predicted model, not a curated record. Bases 1 to 1026 code for a protein of 341 amino acids.
AUGGGUAGCCCGGUUUCAGGCUUACUGUGCGAGAUGGUAAUAAGAUCUCUGGAAAAUAGCGUACUGCAGAAGUAUGAAGAUAAAAUGAUAAUGUAUGCAAGGUACGUCGACGACGUAUUGAUUAUUUGGAAUGAUAAACCAGACAUACGACAAUUUAUUAGAGAUAUAAACAACAAUAAGUAUGGCUUGGAAUUAGAACUAGAGCAGCAAGAUCAAAAAAGAGUACACUUCUUGGAUAUAGAGGUCGAAAUAGAUGAUAAAGAGCAAAUUGUUACAAAAGUGUAUAGAAAACCGACGUACGUUCCGGAUUUGAUACCAUGGUCCUCGCAUGACCCAACAAACUACAAACUAGCAGCGUUUAGAGCACUUAUUAAACGAGCAUACACUCAUUGUAGCAGGAUGUAUGACACACGUAAAGAACUUGAUUACAUUGCAAAAUUAGCAAGAGAUGUAGGACUUAAGCAAAGUAAAGUAAAAGCCUUAAUACAAGAAGCGGAAAAAGGAUGCAAUAAGACUAAAGAUAAGAAAGAAAAAAAGGAGUUCACCGUAAUGGAAUACAGAGCACCGUUAAGUGGCAUAUACAGAAAAAUAGGAGUAGAGAGCAAAAAGAAAAUAGCAUAUAAGAGAAACACGACAAUAUUCCAAAUGCUAAGAAAUGACAAAACACCAAUAGACAGGAGGCUAGUUCCAGGUGUGUACAGAAUACCGUUGCAUGAUAAAAGGCUAAAGAAAGAGUUAUAUUAUAUAGGAGCCACAAAGAGAUCAUUAAGAGAAAGAUUGAAGGAGCACGAAAAAAAUAUAAGAUCUAAACAACCGAUCACGGCUUUGGCCAAUUAUGCUAUCGCGGAUCCUGCAGAGAUUACAAUCGAAUGGAGCAAGGCGGAUAUUGUACAAAAGAUCGAUAAUAUACGACAUCUAAAGUAUGCAGAGGCAUGGCACAUUUAUAAAUACAGAGAAAAGGGGCUUAAUAUAAAUUUUCGAGAGUCAAGUAGAAUAGCAACGGCAUGGAGAGCGGCGGCAUUAUAA